Anguilla rostrata (American eel) is the source of this 6679-nucleotide messenger RNA. It is a transcript of the gene atp1b2a, whose product is annotated as ATPase Na+/K+ transporting subunit beta 2a. NCBI's taxonomy places the organism in Eukaryota, Metazoa, Chordata, Actinopteri, Anguilliformes, Anguillidae. Gene Ontology annotation, biological process: sodium ion export across plasma membrane; intracellular sodium ion homeostasis; intracellular potassium ion homeostasis. The coding region runs from base 448 to 1353 and encodes 301 amino acids. Gene Ontology annotation, cellular component: sodium:potassium-exchanging ATPase complex. Gene Ontology annotation, molecular function: ATPase activator activity. The transcript has 9 exons. The record is from RefSeq and is a predicted model, not a curated record.
GGGACCGGGCUUAAAAGCCAGAGAGUGUUUUACCGCAGUAUCACUAUAUUUCUGCAUAUCUCUCCCGCAUUCUGCGGCAGUCAGGUUAGUUUGGGGGGAGGGAAACCCAUCUGGUAGGUAACGCAGGCAGUCUCACUAGCUCAUCCAUUUUUUUAGUUUUUAUUUCAUAAAAUAAGAGACACUGCAGGAAUAUUUCUUAAUAUUGAUAUUUAUUUGAACAGAGCCGUUUUGACAGUCAUACAUCGGAAUACACACGUAUUUGCUUGAGAGUCGCUUGGUCAUUUAAACCACCGUUUUAACUUUUUCUUUGCGACAGAUUUGAAUCCAUUUGCCUUCUAUGUUGACAUUUUAAACAUCACCCUAGGUCAAAAACAUAUAUAGCUAAUAAGGGAUAGGCUUAUAAAAAUAGUGAAGUAGUGCGGGACAGAGGCAAAACGUAAAUCGAAAAUGGCAAAGGACGGUGAAAAGAAGACUUGCGGCCAGGUGAUGGACGAAUGGAAGGAAUUCUUUUGGAACCCGCGGACACACGAGUUCCUGGGCAGGACAGCGAGCAGCUGGGGUUUGAUCCUGCUGUUCUAUCUGGUCUUCUACAUCUUCCUGGCUGGCAUGUUUACCCUCACCAUGUAUGUGAUGCUGCUGACCCUGGAUGACUACCAUCCAACCUACCAGGACAGGCUGGCUACUCCAGGCAUGAUGAUUCAACCCAAGGGAAAAUCACUGGAGAUCAUUUACAGUAUCCAGGACACGGAGAGCUGGGACAUGUAUGUCCAGAACCUGAACAGCUUCCUUGACCCCUACAACGAAUCUCUGCAGGUCCUGAGCAACAAAGAGUGCCCCCGGGAUAUGUACUUUACACAGGAGGACAGUGGAGAGAUCCGGAACAACCCGAAGCGUUCCUGCCGGUUCAACCGCACCGAGCUGAAAGAUUGUUCGGGCCUCGAGGACCGCUUCUACGGCUACAAUGUGGGCAGGCCCUGUGUCCUCAUCAAACUGAACCGGGUCAUCGGAAUGUGCCCUGGAAAAGACAACGCGUCCCCAUAUGUCAGCUGCGCAGUCAAGAGUGACGUAGUUGGCGAAGAUGAAUGGAAAGAAAACACUGACUUGAUUCGCAAGCUCGACUACUACCCCACAGAUGCCACCUUCAACCUCAUGUACUUUCCCUACUAUGGCAAAAAAGCCCAGGUGAACUACUCGCAACCCUUGGUUGCUGUAAAGUUCCAGAACAUAACCUUCAAUGCUGACGUCAACAUUGAGUGCAAGAUCAACGGCAACUCCUUCGCCAACCCCACAAGCGAGAGAGACAAGUUCGCUGGACGCGUCUCCUUCAAGCUGAGGAUCAACAGUAAAGAAUAAAGCAUCUGCCCUCCCCUUCCCCAGAUCCCUCACAGGCGCGAAUACACACACUAAUGCACAUAUCCAUGACCAUGUACCAGCAUUAGCACCCUGCACUGGUAAGCUGGCACUGUUUAUAUUUUUCUCCCUACUUGCUAAGUUUACUCAUCAUUGUUUGGCAUGAAAUUGUUUAUGCUUCUAGUGUUCUGAGGAUUCAGGGCAGUCAAGGAAGUACUGCAGCACUCCCCUCUCCUCUGCAGACCAUUUCUGUCUUCCAUCACACACAUGUUGCUAAUAGUCACAGAGAGCGCUGGUUGUCACUGCUGUAACCUGGCAGUGACCAGAAACACCUGAUCCCAUCGAGAGCAGAAUCUUCUGGAAUUUUGGCCUUCCUCCUUCCUCUUAAACUACUUUGCAACAGCCCAGCCCUAUAUCAAUUGGCCAUAUUUUUACAAAGUAUAUUGCAUUUAUGAAUCAUAUAUGAGUAUGCAUAAGUUGAUGAAUUGACUUUCCUGAAGAAAGAAAGGGUGCCAGUUCUGAGUAUAUAUUGACAUGUGUUUCUGUGUGUAAUGUUUGGGACAUAGAUAUAAUCUUGUACAGCAGUUUGAUGUAGUCCAUUUAUAUGCAUGAGUGGCUAGGGAAUAUAUUAUAUAUGUAUAUGUAUAUGUGUGUGUGUGUGUGUGUGUGUGUGUGCGUGUGUGCGUGCAUGUGUGCGUGCGUGUGUGCGUGUUUGUGUACAUAUAUCACUAUAUAUAUGCACAAAGCAUUUCAAUUGAUUUAUUGGCAAAUAAUUGGAUAAACAGGUUUGUUUUGCUUCUUUGUUGCUACCCCCACACUCACCACACUUACUGUUCCAGAUACAAACUACAUUUAUGUGUUACCUGAUACAGGUAGUAUGUAUUUUGUUCAAGGAGAACUGCUUUUCCCAUGUGGUCAAGCAGUUUUUUCACUCCAUUCAUUCAAGUUAUAAAGGACAUCUUAGGGUGAUUUCAUACUGCUGGCUACCACCAUUAACUAAAUUAUUCUAAAUGGGCAUCAAAUCCAAUUCAUGCAUAUCUAACCUAAAACAUGGAGUGGUUUUGUCUUGGGGACACUGGAUUUCCGAGAAGUUAAGUAGGUUUUUAAUCUGUGCUUAAAUCUGAUAAUGCUGAUAGCAAUGAUGCUUUUCUGUCUAUUGGGCCUUUAAUUCCUCAAUGCCUUUCAGCAGGUUUCCACUGGAACAAGGCCCUUCUAAUCCCCAAAAGCCCAUUUUCAAAUUCACCUAGAAAUCGGUUCAAAGAAAGCAAAACUUCCUGAGCUUGCAUAUUCAUGCAUGCACAAUACAGCAUAUGCACACAUGCACAUGCACUCACACUUACGACCAAACACACACAUACUUAAAUUAAUUCAUAUAUGAAGGUCCUAAGAUCUCAUGGUACAGGUCUGUUUAUAUGUAUGUGCACUGCAUCAGGUUGUCAUGUGUCAUGUAUGUAAUACCAGUAGAUGUCAUUGUAAUGUUUUGUAUUGAUUUGCACUGAACUUGCACUUAAUACUUUAUGCUUUAUAUGCAAUCAAUACUUAUUUCCCUUAUUCAUAUGUCUGUUCAUUUAUUCAAUCCCCCACAUCCCCUUGCUGAACAGAUGUCUUAUUCCCAUAUUAAUUUCAUGCGUUAAGCUCCUCCCUGGACCUUUGUUUUGAGAAUAUGUCCUAGUUUAUCCGAAUUUCCAUAGUUAUACGACGCUGUACCCCUGUCUAAGAGACAUAUCUACCACCUGUAGCCAUUCCUACAUUCAUGGCACAUAUGGACAUCUGUAGUGACUAGGUGGUGUGUCUACCAUGGUGUCUUUGUUAUGUGUUAAAAGGAAGAAACCAACCAAUAACACUUUCUCUGUGCCACAGUGUAACAAUGGCUAAUGUAAUAAAAACUUUGUGCUCUUUAAUGUAAUAACUGCCUGUUAGUGUAAUAAGAAUCUUGAAUGCUUUGCCGGAUAAUGUAAUAGCUUAGUACAUUAACCUUGGAUUCAAAUAUGUUUUGAUAUACCUCAGAUCAUACUUUAGUCAUUUCCUACUACAGAAAAAAUUCAUAUGUCAUUUCUUACAAUUUCUACAAUUCAUUCAACUGUAUAAUUCUCAUGUUUGUAAACAGUAUGAUAUGUAUGAUAUGAUAGGUAGGAUACUGCACGUUUACUUAAAUGCAUAUUUUACACCUCAAGUAUUUAUCCCUGGUCUGAUGUUAAUGUGUCUAUGAGGGUUCAUGUCGUAGUGUUUCUAUAUCUGUAUGAGCCUUCUAGCGCAAUCUUUUUUAAGUAAGUAGCAAAGUGUGACAAUUGAUAUGACAGAAGACAGAAAUUUUGGAAUGUUAUUACAUUAACAGUUGAAGUAUUACAUUAUUCAUCAAAAAAGUUGCAACCCCCGGUUAAUGUAAUAACCCCCGCUUAAUGUAAUAAGUUAUUACAUGAACUGGCAAUUACUACAUUAAAGAGUACAAUGUUAUUGCAUUAACCGUUUUCGUUACAUUAACUAUUGUUACGCACAGCCACACUGAAACAUAGCUACUCGCUAGUAUUCGCUACUGCACACCCUAGGUCUCAUGAUUGUAAUGCGCAAAGAAGUAAUGUCGAUCUGACAGCAGUGUACAGCACGUCACGCUAUGCUAGUGUCUGCUUGAUUUCCAUACUCAGGUGUGCAUUCGAGCUGUUGCACAUUGUCUAGCUUAUAUUUCUCACCUCCUUCUGUAUGAUGACUGGCACUCCACCAGUAACAGGGGCUUGGCCGCCUUCUUCCACACCUCCACAAUAUGAUAUACAAAUAUUCAUUUUAGUCAAGGUAGAGACAAUGGUUGAAGAGUUGUAUAGCAAUUCAUUUAUUUAUAAUCUGUUAAUGUCUCCUAAUCAAUCUACCCUUCUAGUGGCUUCUUGUAGUCUCUCUUUUUAGCUCUAUGAAAGUCUUUUUCAUCUCAUUUCUAAUUUUUUUCAGUAUUUCUCUUAUCUCAUUCUCUCUAUCUCAUUCUCUUGCUUCAUCUAAUUUUCUCUGUCUCCCUCUCUCUCAAACAACUUAUACAGAAAGGCUCCAUAAAAAAAUAUGUCCUCCGGCACUGUCCUCUGCUUUCUGUACUUCUCCUUUCAUCCUUUAUCUGUAUCUGCUUAUUUUAUAUCUUCAGUCACCCAUGCCCUUGCCUUGCUCCUGUCCCACACAUGCAAGAUCUUUAGGACUUACAAUAGCAUAAACACCAUCGAGUAGCUUCAUACGACUCCAGAUAUAGCCAGUAUAUUUUAGUGAGUUAUGGCUGUUGUAUAUAUCAGUGUUGAUUUGUGUGCAUGUUGGGGUGACACUUAACUGUAUACAGAACAUUUCCCUCAACCAAAGACCCUUCGCAUGCCGCAUCACCUUUACUUACCCCAUCUGUCCAAUGAUUUUGAGCUGGGACCAUGGAUCACACCAGGAAGUGUUCUGGCUGGAUGAUCUUUUUUGUGGCAGUUUUCCAUAACUCCUCUAUCUGGUUUCUGGAAGGCCAAUUUAAAUGGUUGUAUUUAUUUAUUUAUUUAUUUAUUUAUUUAUUUAUUUAUGUGAAUUUAUUUUUUAAACUACUUGCUGAAUUUUAUUUUGUGCUUAUUUUGCUGGCUUUUUGCAAUGAAUCCUUCUUUAUUUUAUUUUUUUACAAGAAAUGUAUCAUUUUCUGCCCAGAACGCUUAAGCUGCAUUAGCAUUUAUCAUCCCCCUAAAAACAGACUGUUACCCCUGAAAAAUGUAAAAAGGAAAUUUGAUGACUUGACAGAAUGUCACACAGUUUGAUUCUUCUUUUUGUUUUACAAUAAUUUCUGUGCGCAGAUAUGGAGACACAAAAAAAAAGUUAGAGCAGUAUCCUUUAUUCAUGUAGAGUGGGUCUGUGAAGUAAGUGUAUGUUACAAACACAUAAAAAGCCUGUGCAAGUUUUGGCUGGUGGGUAAAUUUAAUCCCAACCUAAACCCCCAUCCCCCUCAGCGAACGCUCAUAAACACAAAUGGGACGUUCAUGUCUUCAUUAUCAUCAUAGCACUGAUCGGUGUUGCAGUAUGCGACAGGCCUGUUUGAAGAAAUAUCCCUUUACUGCCAUUCUGCUAGCUGUACCCAAUCCAAAAUAAUAUUAUUUCCCUCCUUGAGUUGCACAGGACAUGAUGAACCAGGGCAUAAAAGUAUCACUAGCUGUUCAUAACCUGAAAUCUUUCAGUAUCCUUCUGUAGGAUUUAUACUGUCAUACUCUGCUAAGAAUAUAUGAGUAAUUUCUGAUUUGUUCAUUUAAUUUUGUUUUCAUUUUGACCUGGAGAUGUCUUCUUAAAGCAAUAUUUAUAUAUAUAUAUAUACCUUGUGUGGCUGUACAUAUAUAUUUUCUCCUUGGGUUGGCUAUUUCAAAGAUGGUGUAAAAGGAACUACUGAGUGAGAGAAAAAGAAUGGGUAUGUGUAAAAAUCUAUAUAUAAAAAGAUUGGAAAUCUGCCAACGCACAGUAUAAAGAUUAAAAACAAGGAUGACUGGAUUAAAUCGUUUUUCAGACAAAGAGAUUUAGCAUUUUUACUCUUAUUUUAUUUUUAAGAGAAUAUAAUACAAUAGCUAUGGAUUGUAGUAGUUACUAUAGAUAGGUGAGCUGAUAGCUAUGUGUCAGCCAGUUAUGUCUAACUGAUGAUGCAUCAAAAUACUUGAAGGGUGAACAUCUAUCAAGUACAUGUGAAUGAUGCAGAUGUUUUCGGUUUUGUCCUUUUGUUUUUCUUCUUGCUUUUACCUUUCUUGUUGUUUUUUCACUAUUUUACAAUCAUGCUGUGCUUGUUGUGUUGUAAUGCUUUUGUUACUUUUUUGUUACCAUUCUGUUGAGUGCCCAGCAUUUCCCAGGUCACAGUACAUUUAUGCAGUGUUUGUUCAAAUAAAAAUAAAAAAACAGCUUCUCAUUACAAUAUUCAUUAUGUCUUAUGCAUCUAUGUAUAUUGUUUCCUGAAAAAUAAUGUUUACAAUGUGUAGAACAAUCCUUACAAUUCAAACAAAAAUGUUUUUGAACAUACAGAAACUUAAAAUUGUUCAGCCAAGCCUUUACAAUCCACUGGACAGUUUAAAAUUGGAAGAAAACUGCACAGGUCAUAUGUCCUUGAUUUGAAGAAUAAUUCUAAAGGUAGAAAGGAUUUUAUUUUUUUAAAGGUCAUUGGAAAUGUGUUUGGCGAACAAGUUCUUAAUCUCUUCCUGUAUAGCUGGCUGUUAUUUGUUUGUUAUUUUUGACAGCUAUUUUAAUUUUAUUUUUUUUUAUUUUUUGCAGUCAUUGUAUUUUUCUUUUUGUUCAUUUUCAUUGUAAAGAUACUAGAGAAACCAAUAAAAAUUACAAUUAAAGAAAAAAUUGUCCAUCUAGUGAA